Trematomus bernacchii (emerald rockcod) is the source of this 1114-nucleotide messenger RNA. Its product is annotated as PR domain zinc finger protein 12-like. Gene Ontology annotation, cellular component: nucleus. Gene Ontology annotation, biological process: neurogenesis. The record is from RefSeq and is a predicted model, not a curated record. Lineage: Eukaryota; Metazoa; Chordata; Actinopteri; Perciformes; Nototheniidae. Gene Ontology annotation, molecular function: histone methyltransferase binding.
CAUGGGCUCCGUAUUACCCGCAGACGCUUUGGCACUCAAGUCUGGAUUUAAGUGUCCCAGCCGCUCGCUGUCAGACGUGAUCACCUCGGACAUCCUGCACAGCUUCCUGUACGGCAGGUGGAGGAACGUGCUGGGAGAACACCUGGCGGAGGAGCGGCACAGCAGCAGCCCCAAGACCGCGUUCACCGCCGAGGUGCUGGCGCAGUCCUUCGUCGGAGAGGUGCAGAAGCUGUCCAGCCUGGUGCUGCCCAGUGAGGUGAUCAUCGCGCAGAGCUCCAUCCCUGGAGAGGGUCUGGGCAUCUUCUCAAAGACUUGGAUCAAAGCAGGGGCCGAGAUGGGCCCGUUCACAGGGAGGGUCAUAUCCCCGGAGCACGUGGACCUGCUGAAGAAUAACAACCUCAUGUGGGAGGUGUUCAAUGAAGACGGCACGGUGCGCUACUUCAUCGAUGCCAGUCAGGAGGACCAACGCAGCUGGAUGACUUACAUCAAGUGCGCAAGGAAUGAACAGGAGCAAAACCUGGAGGUGGUGCAGAUCGGCAGCAGCAUCUUCUACAAGGCAGUGGAGACUAUCCCACCGGACCAGGAGCUUCUUGUCUGGUACGGAAACACCCUCAACACAUUCCUGGGAAUCCCUGGAGUUCCGGGAAUAGAUGAAGAACACCUGAAGAAAACCAAAGAUGAGGUCCACCCCUAUGACGGCCCUGCCUCGUGCUCCCCUCCAGCCCCUACCACCACAGCAGGUCGCAUGCGCUGCGUCAUCUGCCACCGUGGCUUCAACUCCCGCAGCAACCUGCGCUCUCACAUGCGCAUUCACACGCUAGACAAGCCCUUCGUCUGCCGCUUCUGCAACCGCCGCUUUAGCCAGUCCUCCACGCUCCGGAACCACGUGCGCCUGCACACCGGCGAGCGGCCCUACAAGUGCCACGUGUGUCAGAGCGCGUACUCCCAGCUGGCAGGCCUCAGGGCUCACCAGAAGAGCGCGCGGCACAAGCCGAUGGCACACGCGGCAGAGAUGGCAUCCAAAGUGUCCCCCCCUCCCCAGCAGAUGUCGGUCAUGUCCCACCAGCACCAGAUGCCCCCCAUGGUGCACCACAUCCCCACCAUGGUGCUAUGA